CUGAUUUUUGUCAUUUCUUUCAGUGAAUGGUAGUGUCUAGAAAGGGUAUGUCCCUUCAAGAGAGAGGUGCCAAUGUCCAACCGGCCUAAUAACAAUCCAGGGGGGUCACUGCGACGUUCACAGAGGAACACUGCCGGGGCCCAACCGCAAGACGACGCAAUAGGAGGAAGGUCACAUUUAGGGCAGGCAAAACAUAAGGGAUAUAGCCCUCCUGAGAAUAGAAAAUCUAAUUCUAAGGCACCCAAAUUGCAGUCUAAUACUACUUCUGAACUGACAAGGGGACACCUUUCUAAAAGAAGCUGCAGUUCGUCAUCUGCUGUCACAGUUCCACAAUCAGAGGAUCCAGACAGAGCCAAUACUUCAGGAAGGCAAAAAACGGGGCAGGUGCCUAAGAAAGACAAUUCUCGAGGAGUGAAACGCAGUGCUAGUCCAGACUAUAACAGGACCAGUUCUCCUAGCUCUGCAAAAAAACCCAAAGCACUUCAGCAUAUUGAGUCUCCCUCAGAAACAAAUAAGCCACAUAGUAAGUCAAAGAAGAGACACUUAGACCAGGAGCAACAACUGAAAUCUGCACAAUCACCAUCAACAAGCAAGGUUUAUACCAGAAAGAGUGGGGCCACUGGUAGUUCACGGAGUCAGAAAAGAAAGAGGACAGAGAGUUCUUGUGUAAAGAGUGGUUCUGGGUCCGAAUCAACUGGUGCUGAAGAGAGAUCUGCAAAACCUACCAAGCUGGCUUCAAAAUCUGCCACCUCAGCCAAAGCUGGGUGUAGCACCAUCACUGAUUCUUCCUCUGCUGCCUCAACUUCUUCCUCAUCUUCUGCUGUUGCCUCGGCCUCUUCCACUGUACCACCAGGUGCCAGGGUGAAACAAGGAAAAGACCAGAACAAGGCCAGGCGUUCCCGUUCGGCAUCCAGUCCCAGUCCCAGAAGAAGUAGCAGGGAAAAGGAACAGAGUAAAACUGGUGGCUCUUCAAAAUUUGAUUGGGCUGCUCGUUUCAGCCCUAAAGUUAGCCUUCCUAAAACAAAACUGUCUCUUCCAGGGUCUUCUAAGUCAGAGACAUCAAAACCUGGACCUUCUGGAUUACAGGCCAAAUUAGCAAGUUUAAGAAAAUCUACCAAGAAGCGCAGUGAGUCCCCACCUGCUGAGCUCCCCAGUUUGAGGAGGAGCACACGCCAAAAGACCACGGGCUCCUGUGCUAGUACCAGUCGGCGAGGCUCUGGCCUGGGCAAGAGAGGAGCAGCUGAGGCUCGUCGGCAGGAGAAGAUGGCAGACCCCGAGAGCAACCAGGAGACACUAAAUUCUUCAGCUGCCCGGACAGAUGAAGCUCCCCAAGGAGCUGCAGCCUCUAGUUCUGUUGCAGGGGCUGUUGGCAUGACCACUUCUGGGGAGAGUGAAUCUGAUGAUUCUGAGAUGGGACGAUUACAAGCUCUGUUAGAGGCCAGGGGUCUUCCUCCUCACCUGUUUGGUCCUCUUGGUCCUCGGAUGUCACAACUUUUCCAUAGAACAAUUGGAAGUGGAGCUAGUAAGUGAAGACUUAAAUUUUUCUCUCUUGAAAACCCCAUAAUAAUUCAUAUUGCAUACUUAUUAAUAAUAAGUAUUUGGAAAUUUUGUGAAGUUUUAAUCAUUUUUUAAAAACAGAAAUUAUGUACAUUCUUGCCUUAAAUUCAGCAUCUAUUUGAUUUUC
Molecule: messenger RNA, 1684 nt
Organism: Castor canadensis (American beaver)
Lineage: Eukaryota; Metazoa; Chordata; Mammalia; Rodentia; Castoridae
Source: RefSeq, a predicted model, not a curated record